Messenger RNA from Penicillium daleae, 1410 nucleotides. RefSeq names its product cytochrome P450. Lineage: Eukaryota; Fungi; Ascomycota; Eurotiomycetes; Eurotiales; Aspergillaceae. Gene Ontology annotation, molecular function: oxidoreductase activity, acting on paired donors, with incorporation or reduction of molecular oxygen; monooxygenase activity; heme binding. Bases 1 to 1410 code for a protein of 469 amino acids. The transcript has 6 exons. The record is from RefSeq and is a predicted model, not a curated record.
AUGCUCUCAAUAUGGGUAGGCGCCAUCCUCCUCUUUGGAUAUAUCGUGAUCCAGGACAUCAUAUCGCCUGUUUCUAAGGUGCCGGGGCCGUGGUAUACCCGCUUCACAAGUUUCUGGAUCAAGUAUCAAGAGUUCACCGCGAACCGACGUGAAUCUGUGCAUCGGCUUCACCAACUAUAUGGGCCGGUUGUCCGUUUAGGUCCCAAUGAGGUAUCAUUCACAAGCCUUGAUGCCAUCAGAGAGAUCUAUGCUUCCGGAGGGAGCGGCUACGACAAGACUGAAUUUUAUUCGCUUUUCAAGCAAUUAAAGACAAGAACCAUGUUUUCCACAUUGUGCAAAGACGAGCACAGCAAGCGAAAACGCCUUUUCGCCGAGCGAUAUGCGAUGACAAACGUCAUGAAACCGGAGCCUUUGGCAGCCAUCAACGAGCGGGCAAUGACUUUUGUCUUCAAGUGCCUCGAAGCUGGCAAGAAAAGCGUCGAUGUCUAUGUACUUCUCCACUGCUAUGCUGUAGACUGUGUUACUCAUUUCAUGUUUAGUCCUGGAGGUCUCAAAUCACUCAAUGUUGAGAAGGAUUUUGAGAUCAUGGAGGAGCUUACUUAUCAUCAGAGUCUACAAAAAAGUCUUCUGGCAUACUACCUCCCAUCGCUGGAACCAUACUUCCCGAGUUUCCUCCAUCCACGCAGUGCACCCAAGACUAACAAGUUUGUCCUCGAUAUGACCGCCCAGACCCAUGUGGAGGAAUACACUCUCCUGGAAAAGCUCAAGCGCAAAGAAUCCGGCCUCGAGCUUCUGCAAGUAGCAGCAGAAUGCAAAGAUCACAUGGCAGCUGGUAUUGACACUACUGGUGAUGGUCUCUGCUUUUUGAUGUGGGAACUCUCGCAACCACAAAACAUGGAGUUUCAGCACAAGUUACAACACGAGCUCAGAAAUGCUUCACCUGAUUCCUCGUUGGAUAGCUUGGUCUACCUUGACGCGGUGAUUAAGGAAGCUUUGCGUUGCUCUCCACCGAUCCCGAUGUCUUUGCCGCGUUAUGUGCCCACAGGUGGGAGAUCGAUUGGUGGUUACUUCAUUCCAGAGCAUACGAUCGUGAGCUGUCAACCAUACACAGUUCAUCGGAGCUGUGAUGAAGUGUUUCCCGAGCCAGAUCGAUUUUAUCCUGAUCGGUGGCUCGAUGAAAAAGGCGCUGCAGAGCGAAACAGGCAUUUCUUCGCCUUUGCAACUGGUGGGAGAGGAUGCACCGGGAAGAAUCUUGCGCUGGUGGAGAUGAAGAUGCUUCUUAGAGAGGUUUAUUCUCGAUUCGCUACCACGGUGGCACCUGACAUGCAUGGCUCUAUGAAACUGGAUGAUCAGAUCAUCUCGGCGAGGCCAAAGGGACAGACGUGCAUGCUGAUUUUCACGGAAAUUUAG